GGAACACGCUAUGUGUGGCUGCACAUUUACCGUUCACUGACACGCAUAAACAAAUUUCGUGUUUUUUUGGUAUUUGUCCCCAAUGGGACAUGGUUUGCACGAUAAACUCAAAAUUAUUAUGACUUUUCGAAUUGAGGUAAAAAAUUAAUUAGGGUAACACACUGGUUCAGCAAUUCUGUUUACGAGAUGUGCGAAAACAAAACGUACCCAAGGAAUUGGUGGCUGGCGUUUGGAGUCAUUUGUUUCUUGACGCUGGCUACGCGAUUUUACAAAGUUCAGGAGCCUGCACACGUUUGCUGGGAUGAGACACACUUUGGUAAAAUGGGCAGCUGGUAUAUUAAUCGAACGUUCUUUUUUGAUGUGCAUCCCCCUUUAGGGAAGAUGCUUAUCGGUUUAGCAGGCUACGUAACUGGUUAUGAUGGAACUUUUCCCUUUGAUAAACCGGGUGAUAAGUAUUAUAAUACUAGCUAUAUUGGAAUGAGAGUGUUUUGUACUGCUGUGGGUGCUACUAUAGUACCAAUGUCGUUUUUAAUAGUAGAUGAAAUGACACAUUCGGUAACAGCAGCCCUAUUCUCAUCACUGUUGAUAUUACUAGAUGUGGGUUUAAUUACGUUGACACAAUACAUUUUAUUAGAUCCCCUAUUGCUGUGUUUCUUAAUGGGAUCUAUUCUGGGAGCUAUUAAAGUGUCUUCAGAUUCUACUCGAGAAUUUUCCUUCAGAUGGUACAGCUGGUUGAUUUUUACCGGCUUGAUGUUGUCGUGCUGUAUUUCUGUAAAAUUUGUCGGGCUCUUUGCUGUGAUGUUAGUGGGAUUAAUUACAAUUUCUGAUCUAUGGAGAAUUCUAGGUGAUCUGACUCGUCCUGUGACUGUGACUUUGAAGCAUUUAAUUGCAAGAGCAAUAUGUUUAAUUAUUUGGCCCAUAUUACUAUACGUGACAUUUUUUUACAUACAUCUCGCAGUUUUGAAUCGCAGUGGUAAUGGAGAUGGGUUUUACAGUUCAGCAUUUCAAUCGCAAUUAAUCGGUAACAGUUUGCACAAUGCCAGUAUGCCUCAUCUUGUUGCAUAUGGAGCUGUAGUUACUCUCAAAAACCACAGAACAGGAGGAGGCUAUUUACAUUCACACUACCAUCUCUAUCCGGACGGAAUUGGAGCAAAACAACAGCAGAUAACUACAUAUACGCAUAAAGAUGACAAUAACAAAUGGAUUAUUUAUAAGUACAACACUAACGAUGUAAAAGGAGUUACCAUUGUACGAAGUGGGGAUUUAGUCAGAUUUGUGCAUUUGCCGACAAAGCGUAAUUUACACUCGCACAAAGAACAAGCUCCAAUAACAAAGAAACACUUUCAAGUAACCGGCUACGGUGAGAAUGGGACAGGUGACGCUAACGAUAUUUGGAGAGUUUCGAUAAUCGGUGGCACUGAUGGUAGCGAAGUUACUACAGUCAGUAGUAAAAUUAGAUUAAUACACUAUCUACAGUCGUGCGCAUUAACAAGCACUGGCAAGCAGUUGCCCAAAUGGGGCUAUGAGCAACAGGAAGUAUCUUGUAAUCCGAAUCUUCGUGAUGCUAACGCAAUAUGGAAUGUUGAAGAGAACUUUUUUCAAAAAUUGCCUAACGUUAGUUUUAAAGUCUACGCGCCGAGCUUUAUUGAAAGAUUUCUCGAAUCACACGCUGUAAUGUUUCAAGGCAAUGCGGGUUUAAAACCUAAAGAAGGAGAGGUUACAUCUCGUCCUUGGCAGUGGCCAAUUAAUUACAGGGGCCAAUUUUUUUCCGGUUCUGCAUAUAGAAUUUAUCUACUUGGGAAUCCUGUGAUCUGGUGGGGUAAUUUAGUAUUCCUGAUUGUUUUUGUGAUAGUAUUUAUUACAAGGAGUAUUAAGCAACAAAGAGGAUAUGUCAAAACAUUAACAGGUACGAAAUUUAUUCUCGCUUGUUAUGUAUUUAAUCCGUGUUUUUGUAUAGUAGAAGCACCCAACCGACAUUUAGAAGCUUGUGCAUGGAUGUUUUUGGCAUGGUCAUUACACUAUGUGCCUUUCUGGGCAAUGGGUCGGGUGCUAUACUUUCAUCACUACUUCCCGGCGUUGUUAUUUAACUCAAUGUUAACAGGUAUUCUGUUUGAUUAUUUAUUGGACGUAAUUCCAUGCCUCUUUCCGGAAAAGAUUGGUACCACAAUUUAUCAUACAAUGAUGGGUUUGUUUUUAGCUAUUCUAAUGUAUAGCUUUGUAAAUUUUGCGCCUCUUGCGUAUGGUAUGACAGGCCCAAGUUCAAGUGAACGUAAUUCGACAAUGUCUGGGCUAAAAUGGUUGGAUAGUUGGGAAUUUUGAAAUUACCACAGAUUUAUGUUUACAACUUAUUUUUAUACAAUAAAGACUUUUAUGCAUUUUA
Messenger RNA from Photinus pyralis (common eastern firefly), 2380 nucleotides. RefSeq names its product protein O-mannosyl-transferase 2 (gene twisted). Gene Ontology annotation, molecular function: dolichyl-phosphate-mannose-protein mannosyltransferase activity. Gene Ontology annotation, cellular component: membrane; endoplasmic reticulum. Lineage: Eukaryota; Metazoa; Arthropoda; Insecta; Coleoptera; Lampyridae. Gene Ontology annotation, biological process: protein O-linked glycosylation via mannose. The record is from RefSeq and is a predicted model, not a curated record.